Molecule: messenger RNA, 1457 nt
Organism: Schistosoma margrebowiei
Lineage: Eukaryota; Metazoa; Platyhelminthes; Trematoda; Strigeidida; Schistosomatidae
Source: the annotation of a GenBank genome assembly
AUGGGUUAAACAAUUUAUUCACUGAUUAGAGCUCAUAAAUUCACUUCAUUUAAAUUAAAUAACUAUUCUCACUAAACAUCAAGAUGAAAGUUGUUUAUAUCAUUCGAAAAUUAACAGUUAACUUUAUUUUUCAAUUAUUUGUUAAUUCCAUAACACUAUGUGCUACAUACGGACAGAUUCAAAUGGAGUUAACCGAUUCGAAUGGAAUGAAUUCUGGGAUGGGAUAUACUAAUGUCGUGCCUAGUGAUUCUAUCCAAGCCACUCAAAUAAGUCCAAAUUCAAUAGCUGUAUCUGAUUCAUCUCAAGUAUCAACACCCGUUCAAAGUACAGUUUCUGUAGGUACAGAAAAUACAGGGGGUGAAGAUUUUAAUGCUGGAGCUCGAAACUCAAAUAUCCAGCCAGCAUCUUCAGUUGUUGGAAUCUUCCCAUCAUAUCGCCCGCAAUAUGGAUUUCCAGGUUAUUUUCCUACUGUUUCCCCAGGGAAAGGAAUUGUACCCGGUAUCAGCUCACCAUCAGACAACAUAAUUGUUGCUUCUUUCCCUGGGAGUACUCCAUCUGUCUUACAGCCAGGCAAUGCUGGAUUUCCAGGUGGAGUUUUACCAGCUACACCAGCAGUAAAAUCAGGGUCUUCAGUUUCUCCAACUGCUACACUUACUCAGCAAACUGUAGAAUCUGUUUUGUCAUACCUAGCCUUACAUCAUCCGGAAAUAUUUCGUAAAUAUUUAUAUCCUAAGCCCUAUCCAAGACCAUACAUCGGUAGUUAUGUUCCAAGAUGGUUGAGAGAAAUUCCACCUCCGUACAAAUAUGGUGAUGGAGUUAACCAGCCUUAUGGGGACGCCUAUCAACCUGAUCCUUACGAUUACUAUGAUCCAGUUGAUUCAGACCUACACUAUUGGACAAGAAGAAAGAAACCAUUGAGUGUGCUAAGACGUAGAAGACGAUACAAUCUAUAUAGACGUUUUACCUAAAUACAAAUUCAGUAGUACUUUUUGAGCGUAUACUUUAAAAUAUGUGCACAAUAGAACCGCUGUAUUCAGUGUACUCGCUACUCUUUGCGUUACUGCAGUUGACUUGUUUUGUUUUCUUCCCCUCAUGGCUAUAAUUGCUUUUAUGUUUACCCGAACUGUUCGUUCUGUUUGGUGUCUGUGAAUAUGUGUUCUGUCUUUUAAUUCUUGUUGGAAAGUGUAAAAUUUGUUGGUUCUUUUUGCACUUCUAUUUAUCAAGUUGGUCAGGUGAGUAUCUAAAUUUUAGUAGUCGUUCCUUUUGCCCAAGCCAUUAAUUUCUAAAGUGAAACACCCUGGUGGCUCAAAGUCUGUUAUUCAAACUGAUGAUAGCGUUAGUAUAUUGUUCCAGUAACUUUCAGACGUGUCAUAUUCUAUGAUAAGUUUUAAUAGGUUUUAACUCGGCAUUAGACCCGGAAACUCCAUUUUUAUGUUAGAAUUUCGUUGCCAAGUUCG